Messenger RNA from Aedes aegypti (yellow fever mosquito), 966 nucleotides. RefSeq lists its product as uncharacterized. The record is from RefSeq and is a predicted model, not a curated record. NCBI's taxonomy places the organism in Eukaryota, Metazoa, Arthropoda, Insecta, Diptera, Culicidae. Bases 465 to 914 code for a protein of 149 amino acids. The transcript is spliced from 2 exons.
GGAACCACUAUGUCCAUAACUGGUACACUUACCCUACAUCUCGCAACACUGCUCACAGUUUGUUUUGGUCGGCGAUUGAUGGCCGCCAUUAGUCCGCGAUCGCGUUUUAUUUUGUCAAUUUCCGGAGUUUCCGACGCGAAAAAAUCGUGAGAAAUCCAUCGGCCGGAUCACAAAUCAACGGAGGAAGAAUUAUUGCUGUUUGGUGAUCCUUUCCGGCAUAACCGUCUUAAAAAACCGGUCGGAAGAAGUCAACCAUUGUCGACGUUUGUCGUCGGCUAACGAAAGCCAUGGAAGCUGCCGUACCAAAAGAAGUCUGGUGGCUCGUUUUGGAAAUCUGCUCAUCGAUGGAGUUGGGAAUGAGUUGGAGACGCUCCUGAACUGGAUCCGGCACGAACGGGACAUCUCCAAUCGUUGUUCAGCAACUUGCUCGCUGCAGCGGAGUGAGCUGCUAAUGAAAAGCCUAAAUGGAGUCAGCUUCGGAACAACUACGGUUGAACAGAACUACCGGAAAUUAUAGCUCUCCACAAGGAAAGGCUAAGUCCAAAAAUCAUGGAGAAUCGAUCGAUGGACCUUCAAGUUCGAUGAAUAAUGAUUCUUCAUCUAAGCGUCCAUUCGAAGAAAUUGAGGAGGUUAUCUUGGACGACACAGAUUUGGAAGAUUCGCAUGCUGAGAGCGUGGAUGAACGAGGAAAAUCUAAAAAGAAAAAGGCUGAGCGAUCGAUCGAUGAUAAAAUCCACACCAUCCUGGAUGAUCUGGUUGCUGCACCUGGAAAGACCAAAAGCCAACAUGCUUCUUUUGGAGCAUAUCUGGCGGAAAGAAUGGACAUGCUACCUCUACAAGUGGCUCGCGAUCUGGAGGUUGAAUUUACCUCCAGAGUAAAUUCUCUAUUGGAUCUUUAUGCUGAUCACCAGUGAAUGGGUCAGCAGCAGUGAUUUAUCAAUAAAUAACCUCAUUGAAACCAUUAAA